Messenger RNA from Neolamprologus brichardi, 345 nucleotides. NCBI's taxonomy places the organism in Eukaryota, Metazoa, Chordata, Actinopteri, Cichliformes, Cichlidae. The record is from RefSeq and is a predicted model, not a curated record.
AUGAAAGUGGCCACUGGAUUCCCAUGCAACCAGUUUGGAGGACAGGAACCAGGGACAGAAGCAGAGAUUAAAGAGUUGGCCAAAGGUUACAAUGCUGAGUUUGAUCUCUUCAGUAAGAUUGAGGUGACUGGAGACAACGCUCACCCUCUGUGAAAGUGGAUGAAGGCUCAGCCCAAAGGCAAGGGAACCCUGGGAAACAACAUCAAAUGGAACUUCACAAAGUUUCUUAUAAAUAGAGAAGGACAAGUAGUGAAGAGAUAUGGCCCAACAGCUGAUCCCAGUGUGGUGGAGAAGGACCUGCCCACGUACCUGUAAUAAUACAGUCUCAUCUCCCAUGUGUUUAUU